Molecule: messenger RNA, 3052 nt
Organism: Lactuca virosa
Lineage: Eukaryota; Viridiplantae; Streptophyta; Magnoliopsida; Asterales; Asteraceae
Source: the annotation of a GenBank genome assembly
CAACGACAAAACAGCAGGAAGCGUCAUAUCUCCGUUCUCCACCCGAUCAUUUCUCAUCCAACGUUCAUCAACCUUUUGACUACCUUUUGCAUGCUUGCCACGUAUUCAAAUGAUGUGAUUCCCCCAGAAAAAAAACACACACUAUUCCCUUCCCCCCUUUCUUACCUGAAAUUCGCUGAUAUGGAAAUCCGGCUUUUCACCUCCUCCACACCCAAAACUUCUCUAUAUGGUCUCUGAUUCGCGACUUUCAAACUUCAAUUCGAAGAUCCUUACUUGCUUCACCACUGGAUCUUGCUGUUUGUUUCCGAUUUUUUUAGGGUUGAUGCAAAACCUAUCAGGGAUUUGAUUCAAUUCGAUUCAGUUCAUCAGGCUUGACAUGUUUUAACCAUGACUGGUGUGUACUCCUGAUGGUUUUCAGGAUGAGUCAGGAGAUAAAGUUACAUGGAGAUGUUUACUUUGGCAAUGUCAAGGGUAAACUCCCCCAUGGCAUGGGUAGCUACACAUGGUCAGAUGGCACAGUUUAUGAUGGUAAUUGGGAAGAUGGAAAGAUGUGUGGUAGAGGUCGAAUCUCAUGGUCAUCUGGAACAAGUUAUGAGGGUGAUUUUUCUGGUGGAUAUCUCCAUGGUUUUGGCACAUUAACAACUCCUGAUGGAUCUGUAUACAAAGGUUCAUGGAGAUUGAACAUUCAAAAUGGUGUUGGAAGAAAGGAGUAUAGUAAUUCCGAUGUUUAUGAUGGUUGUUGGAAAGAUGGAGUUCAUGAAGGAAGUGGAAAGUACGCUUGGGGGAAUGGAAACACGUAUAUAGGGAACUGGAAAUCUGGUAAAAUGUUUGGUAGAGGGGUAAUGAAAUGGAUAAAUGGUGACCUUUUUGAUGGAUCUUGGUUAAAUGGGUAUAGACAUGGGUCAGGUGUUUAUAGGUUUUCAGAUGGUAGUUAUUAUUUUGGGACAUGGACAAAAGGGCUGAAAGAUGGUCAAGGCACAUUUUAUCCUGCAGGAAGUAAAUGCUCAUCUUUUAGAAAGAAAGCUCAUUCUCAACGAUUCAGGGAUCCAGAACGUAAUGUUACUCGAACUUAUUCUGAAAAAAUUACUUUUAGUGGUUUUUUUAGAGAUUCGGGUCGUAUAACAAGCAGGAGAAUCCCGCCAGAUGACGAUUAUGCCCUUGGGGAUUCCACUAGAGAGUUUUCUACUUCUGAGAGAACAGAAAUGUUUUCUCGUAUCUCAGAUGAAGGUGAAAGUGAAGUAGAUGAUGAUAGUACUGUGGCAUGGGAAAGGGAGUACAUGCAAGGUGUUUUAAUGAAGGAACGUGUUAAGAAUCAUUCAGGGGCGUUAUCGUCUAAAAGCAAGCAAAGUAAACGUAUCACAAAUGAAUCGAAACAGAAGUCAUGUGUGGAUAUUUUUGAAGGUCAUAAAAGCUACUGUUUGAUGCUUAAUCUUCAACUAGGUAUCAGGUACACAGUUGGCAAGAUUACACCAGUUCCUAUGCGUGAAGUGAGGUCUUCAGACUUUGGGGAACGUGCUAGAAUAAGGAUGUAUUUCCCUAGAAAAGGCUCACAAUUUACACCUCCACACUAUUCUGUUGACUUUCAUUGGAAAGACUACUGUCCCAUGGUCUUCAGGAAUUUGAGAGAGAUGUUUAAGUUAGACGCUGCAGAGUAUAUGAUGUCAAUCUGUGGGGAUGAUGGAUUGAGAGAGCUUUCUUCUCCAGGGAAAAGUGGCAGCUUAUUUUAUCUCUCUCAUGAUGACAGAUUUGUAAUCAAGACUCUAAGAAGAUCUGAGCUCAAGGUUCUGUUGAAGAUGCUUCCUAGCUAUUAUGAUCAUGUUAAAAAGUAUGACAACACUUUGAUCACCAAGUUUUUUGGGCUCCAUGAGAUAACACUAAGAGGUGGCAAGAAGGUGCGAUUCAUAGUGAUGGGAAAUAUGUUUAAAACAGAAUUACGGAUACACAGGAGGUAUGAUCUGAAGGGUUCUUAUCAAGGAAGAUUUACAUGUAAGGAUCAUAUAGACGAGGGCACCACAUUAAAAGACCUUGAUCUUGCAUAUGAAUUUCAUAUGGACAAGACAUUGCGUGAGGCCCUUUUCGAGCAAAUCCAGCUAGACUGUUCGUUUUUAGAAUCUCAGCAGAUUAUUGAUUAUAGUCUUCUACUUGGAUUGCAUUUUAGAGCUCCUGAGCAUUUGAAGGCUCUGUUGGAAGCACCAGAUGCAGAGCAUGGGUCUUCUUCAUCUCUUGAAUUUGAUGAUGGUCCAAAAUCGGGUGAGCUGUCAAUCCCUCCAACAGGUCUUCUCCUAGUGACACAUGAACCCAGUUCAGUGAACACUGCACCAGGUCCUCACAUAAGAGGAAACACCUUAAGAGCAUUUUCUGUAGGUGACAAAGAAGUCGAUCUCCUUCUUCCAGGAACUGGAAGAUUACGAGUGCAAUUAGGGGUAAACAUGCCAGCUCAGGCAAACCGGAAAGUUUCACAAGAGGUUUCUGGUUCAACAGAGGUGGAGCUUUUUGAGGUAUAUGAUGUUGUUCUAUAUCUUGGAAUAAUUGAUAUUCUACAAGAUUAUAACAUGAGAAAGAAAAUAGAGCAAGCCUGUAAAUCCGUUCGAUAUGAUCCCAUUUCAAUAUCUGUUGCUGAUCCCAAAUUUUACUCUAAGCGUUUCAUCAAUUUUCUUCACAAGGUUUUUCCUGUUGAUCCCUGAAACCCCAUCAAGAUUCUUUUAUUAUACCUAUACCCCCCAAGUAUAUAGUUUUUCCUUUUAAUUAACAUUAUCUUUUUUCUUGUAACUUUUAUGUAUCAUAAUCAUAUCAUAUUCUCCUAUUUUUUGCAAUUUUUUGUGUUUUAUUAUUAUGUAAUAAACUAAUUCAAGCCUAUCUUGUUUCAAUGCUACGCGGAAAAAAUUAACUUUAUAAAGUCUUGUUGCCAGUAAAGGGUAUUUAUGGUCUUCCUUUUCUGUAAAAGUGAUCAAUCAUCUUCUGGACAGCUACCUCCAUUUUUUUACCUUUGAAAAUUGAGGUGUCAUCAUUGUAUCAUAAUUAAAAACUGCAACACAUCAAAUACUUUGAAGAG